Molecule: messenger RNA, 1695 nt
Organism: Metopolophium dirhodum (rose-grain aphid)
Lineage: Eukaryota; Metazoa; Arthropoda; Insecta; Hemiptera; Aphididae
Product: outer dynein arm-docking complex subunit 4-like
Exons: 5
Coding region: 1-1695 (564 amino acids)
Molecular function (GO): protein binding
Source: RefSeq, a predicted model, not a curated record
AUGGCAUUACACAUCAAAUUAGAUGCGUUUUUGAAUACUGAACCAAAACCGGAAUGGUUGAAUCAGUUAAGAGUAACUAUUGCGGUGGGUAAAAAGUUUGAGCAGAAGGGCGACUUCGAAAAAGCCGCAAAAUGUUAUGAAACCGUCUUAUAUUACGACCCUGUGGACACUAAAACGCGCGUCAAACUCAGCAAAUGUUAUCAGAAAAUUUUACAACCCGAACAAGCGGCAAAACACCAAACUCAUGCGAUGCAGAACGAUCCCAAUUUACUCCAAACCAUCGGGAACGAAGCCAGUGUAAACUUUGAAUUGGGAAACUUUGAAAGCAGUUUAAUGACUUACAGCCAAUAUUUUAAGCUAAGGAAAACGUCGUUUGACUGUAAUCAAGGAUUACUGAAAGUCAAUGAAGUUAUGGACAACUAUUUACCUGUUAAUGGAAUAAUGGCUUGUUUAAAAGACGCAAUGUUACAAAUGAUAGAAAAUGAACCAUUCAUUGACUCAGAUGCGUGUGCAAAAUUAAAUAGUUCUAUAAAAUUGAAUAAAAUUCACAAAGCUCACACUGAACGAUUCCAAGAAUCAUACUAUUUACGUGAUAUAGUACAAAACGUAAGGUUUUAUAGAAAACAGCUGAAUGUUUUACCCAAAUACAAUAAAAAUGAUAAAUUAGUUCACGAACAAAUCCAAGGAGUCGUUCACACGUUUGAAACAGCCAAAAAAGACUUAUACCGUAAAAAGCCAUUUUACAUGCACGUAUGUCAACGACCGAAUCGCCAGCUUAAUGACCAGCGUAAAAUCAAAGAUAUGGUCAAAUUACAAAUUUCCAAAUACAUAAAUUCAAUAGCCGAACACUGUUUGUCGGGCGAAAUCGAAUCAGCUCGCCGACAAGCCGAACUAGCCAUGAAAUACAUGGACGAACAUCGCCACAGACCAUUGAAGGUAGUGAACGCCUUGUACGAAGUGAUCGGUUUGGCUCUGUACUUUCUAAAUCGGGAUAUACCCGAGUGGUCGGAUGAGAUGAACGAAAAGAGGAUAUUAUUCAUAAUGGGAUCGAGCUUUGACAAAAAAGACGCUUACAAACACGUUUAUCACGAGUCAUAUUUCGGGCCCGAUAACCGAAACAAGAGGAUUUAUAUGAAGAAACUCACCAGGCAGUUAAAUGGCAUAGAAUUAUCCACGUACAGACUGUACCUUCAGUACGAGCGGAUAAAAUGCUACAUGCAUCUGAACGACUUCAAAGCAACGAGACCGUUAACGAAAACAAUGUUUCACGACGCUUGCGCUUUGGGUAGUAUCGCGUGGAAAGUCAAUGCACUGAUGCUGACGAUGAUCUCCGAGUCUAAAUUAGGCAACGGGCUGCAAUGUAUAAAAACCAUAGAGCUUAUUAUAACGCUUAGUCAAACUCUGGGAGACGAGAAGGUCACCGCGUUUAUGAGAAAAAUGUGGAAAUUAUUUGCCACUGACAAAGUGCGAGUGCCCGAAAUGGGCACCGAAGAAGAGCGAAAAGCAGACUUGAUAAACAUCAUGCCGGACUCGGAGAACAUUCUGCUCAUGGACAGUUUAUUAAACCGUAUCGACAGAUUACCCAAGGAAUGUCGAUUGUCUCUGACGCUGGGAGAACCUUCAGGAGUCAACUGCGCAGAUCACGGGUCAGACAUUCGGCGGGAGCCCUUGAUAAUCGGUAACAGGUGGAAAUGA